AUGCGGAAUACGGGCAAGAUGCUAGAACUCAAGCACCAGCUGGGACCAGAUGUUGAUGCUGCCAAGACAACGAGAAGAGAAGAGGCUUCUGGUUCACAUCGGAUCUGCCAGUUGGCAAAUGGCAUUGGCGCUGCUGCCAGAGCUGCCUCUGGAACCAACCUUUCCUUCCAGAAUGGACAUCACAGCUCGGAGCGGGUGAGGGUGCUGACCUACCAUGUGAUCACAGCUGUCUCAGAUCCUUUUCACUUUGCUUCCCGAGCCCCAAACGUGUCAGAGAACACCGGUGUCUGCGGUGGAAAUCAAAGUUCCAGGUGUAAACGUCAUUUAGCCUCCUCAAAUUCGCUCGCUCUGGGCUCCACGCCCCCUUCCCUCUUCCUGGAUUCUGAGGAACUGGACCCAGAAAGAAGCUGGUUGAAAGUGGCUAGCCCCAUCGUCUUUACAGUAGAAUACGUCUAA
Molecule: messenger RNA, 456 nt
Organism: Rangifer tarandus platyrhynchus (Svalbard reindeer)
Lineage: Eukaryota; Metazoa; Chordata; Mammalia; Artiodactyla; Cervidae
Source: the annotation of a GenBank genome assembly